This is a messenger RNA of Ricinus communis (castor bean), 1228 nucleotides long. Its product is annotated as ribonuclease H2 subunit A. NCBI's taxonomy places the organism in Eukaryota, Viridiplantae, Streptophyta, Magnoliopsida, Malpighiales, Euphorbiaceae. Gene Ontology annotation, biological process: DNA replication, removal of RNA primer; mismatch repair. Gene Ontology annotation, molecular function: RNA binding; RNA-DNA hybrid ribonuclease activity. The transcript is spliced from 8 exons. The record is from RefSeq and is a predicted model, not a curated record. Bases 164 to 1063 code for a protein of 299 amino acids. Gene Ontology annotation, cellular component: ribonuclease H2 complex.
UUUAAGAAAAUAUUAUAUCCGAACCGUUUGACAAAACUGAAGCUGGUGACAAACUAUGCUUUACUCUCUAAUAAAAAUCAGCUCGACUGAGGGGGAUUCAUUUUUGGCGGGAGCCACAGAGCGCCAUUUCGAUAGAGACAAGCAGAGAGUGAGCGAGUGAAGAAUGGGAUCCGAAACCCAAUCAACUCUUCCCAAAUGGGCAUCGAAGCCUUGCAUUAUGGGUAUUGACGAAGCUGGCCGUGGCCCUGUUCUUGGACCUAUGGUGUAUGGAUGCUUGUACUGUGCUCGUUCUUAUGAGAGGACUCUUUCUACUUUAAGUUUUGCAGAUUCAAAGACUCUAAAAGAAGAUAAGAGGGAAGAGUUAUUUGAAAAUUUAAAGGCUAAUGAAUCAAUUGGUUGGGCUGUUGAUGUCAUUGAUCCUAGGGAGCUCUCUGCUAAAAUGCUACAAAAGAAUAAGAUAAAUUUAAAUGAGAUAUCACAUGAGUCCGCAAUUGGACUUAUCACUAGGGUGCUAAACGAAGGAGUUCUUUUGACUCAGGUUUAUCUGGAUACAGUGGGAGAUGCUGAGAAAUAUAGAAUAAAACUAUCUGAAAGAUUUCCUUCCAUCAAAUUUGUUGUUGCAAAGAAGGCUGAUAGUCUUUAUCCAGUUGUGAGUGGAGCAAGCAUAGUUGCAAAGGUUACAAGAGACCGAGCUUUGCGAAAUUGGGUACUUGAGGAAACAGCUGAAGGCAUAAGUAGGAAUUUUGGUUCUGGCUACCCCGGAGAUCCUGAAACCAAGGCCUGGUUGAAACAACAUAAACACCAGGUAUUUGGAUUCCCAACUUUGGUGCGCUUCAGUUGGGGCACAUGCAAUUCCUAUUACAAAGAUGCUGUUGAAGUCUUGUGGGAAUCUGAUAAAAUGGAUGAAGAUGAUUCUGUCAAUAGCAAUGGUAAACGGCAACUGAAGUUGAGCAGUUUUGGUAUCACCAUACCCAAGACGAAGAGCGAAGAAAUAGAAUCAAGUGGUAAAGGUCGCUGCAAGUUUUUCCAAUCCCGUAAACUUGAGCAGCUCUCUCAUUUCUAGCAAAGAGCUCUUGUUUUAUGUCAGCUUUAUUAUCAGACUAUGCUUAUAUGCAUCUUUUACUAAUUACAUUUAGUUGUAGAAUGUCAUUGUCUGAGGAACAACAAUUUAGCAGGCAAUACCAUGACAAUUUUGAAAGAUGAUUAUAUAAUUCACUUUGCCAGUAAA